AUGGAACUCGAUGGCUGUGCAGAAAUUUCAAAAAUAUUUACCCUCCAAGUGUUGCCUGGGUCCGCAUUCACAGAGUCGAUGAUGAACGUCGCUUCGUUCGUCACCGCCGAAGAUUCGCGGACGGCGACUGCCACCACUGUCGCCAGCACGAUCAAAAUACUUGCUGACAUUUUCCUCCGAAUUCGAAUUGAGAUACGUCUCUGUAAGUGGCCCUACGACUGCAGACCGUAUUUGAAAGCGUCUACUAGAGUAUCGAAGGUGAACGGUUAUCGAAGUUUUUAUAUUUUUUCAUUUCAAUUGCCUCAUCCAAUCGAAUGA
Messenger RNA from Macrosiphum euphorbiae (potato aphid), 318 nucleotides. The record is from the annotation of a GenBank genome assembly. NCBI's taxonomy places the organism in Eukaryota, Metazoa, Arthropoda, Insecta, Hemiptera, Aphididae.